This is a messenger RNA of Nymphalis io (European peacock), 1684 nucleotides long. It is a transcript of the gene Cyp9g3, whose product is annotated as probable cytochrome P450 9f2. Bases 23 to 1588 code for a protein of 521 amino acids. The transcript is spliced from 10 exons. Gene Ontology annotation, molecular function: monooxygenase activity; oxidoreductase activity, acting on paired donors, with incorporation or reduction of molecular oxygen; iron ion binding. The record is from RefSeq and is a predicted model, not a curated record. NCBI's taxonomy places the organism in Eukaryota, Metazoa, Arthropoda, Insecta, Lepidoptera, Nymphalidae.
CCGAGUUCGUUAUUCAAACAAAAUGAUCGUAGAAAUCGUCAUAUUCCUACUAACAAGUCUAGCUGGCUAUUUCUUAUACAGACAUAAAUGGAUACACAGAUAUUUCGAUGAGAGAGGUGUGAAAUAUGUUUCCGGAGUCCCGAUAUUUGGAAACAUUUUUAGGAGUACGUUCCUGUACAAUCACAUAGUAGAUGACCUUGACGCCGUGUACAAAGCUUUCCCCGAUGAAAAAUAUGUGGGCUAUAUCGAGAGCAUAAUGCCCAUAUUCCUAAUCAGAGACCCUGAGCUGAUCAAAACCAUAACUGUCAAGGAUUUCGACCAUUUCGUUGACCAUAAGGAAUUCUUCCCUGAAGAUAUUGAACCCCUAUUUGGAGGCAGCUUGAUUAUGAUGAAAGGAGAGAAAUGGCAUGACAUGAGAACAACUCUUAGCCCAGCCUUCACUGGAUCGAAGAUGAGAAAAAUGAUGCCCUUUAUGACGGAAAUCAGCUCUAACAUCAUUGAACAUUUAAAAGGUCAUAUUAACGAGGUAGUUGACAUGGAGGACCUGAUACGUCGGUACACCAAUGACGUCAUAGCAUCAGCUGCUUUUGGUCUUCAAGUGAACUCAUUGAAAGAUAAAAACAAUGAAUUCUAUAAGACUGGUCAAGAUUUAUUCCAUUUUAAUGUCAAGCAACGGUUCGUUUUCUUCAUGUCGGCUGUAUUUCCUAAACUUUGUAAGAAAUUGCGUCUUAACAUAUUUCCAGCGAAGACCACACAUUUCUUUAGGAAUCUGGUGACCAGCACAAUGGAACAUAGAGAAAAAAACAAAAUUGAGAGACCGGACAUGAUACAACUAUUAAUGGAAGCUUCUAAAGGUUUAUUAAAAUCCGAAAAUGAAGGGACCGACAAUUUUUCACCCAUGGAAGACACCUUUAAGCCUAAAACUCAACAAAGGCAAUGGACACAAAAUGAAUUGGCCGGUCAAGUAUUUAUUUUCUUCGUCGCCGGUUAUGAAAGUUCCGCUACCGCUCUCGUCAUGUGCGUCCACGAAUUAGCUCUCAAUCCUGACAUUCAAGAAAAAUUAUACCAGGAGAUCAGAAGUUUUAAAGAGAAACACGGGGAGUUAACGUUUGAGAACAUAAACACUCUUAAAUAUCUCGACUGCGUAUUGAAUGAAACCUCUAGGAAGUGGGCAGCUGCUCUAAUAAUGGAUAGAGUGUGCAAUAAAGAUUACGAGUUGCCCCCGCCGAGAGAAGGCGCAAAGCCAGUACAACUCAAACCUGGAGACAUUGUCUACAAUGUUGUGAACUCAAUCCACAUGGACCCAAAGUAUCACCCGAACCCUGAGAAGUUUGACCCGGAAAGAUUCUCCGACGAGAACAAACAUAACAUCAAACCGUUUACGUACAUGCCGUUUGGAAUGGGACCCAGGAAUUGUAUCGGAUCGAGGUUCGCUUUGCUUGAAUUAAAAGUACUGAUGUACAACCUAAUACUAAACUACAAGUUAGUUAAAUGCUCAAAGACCACUGAUCCCAUUGAACUGAAAGCUCAUGAAUUUAAUAUUAAGCCGAAAGGUGGUUCUUGGGUGAGACUGGAAGCAAGAAUAUGAUUGAUUUGUUCCUUUGAAACCCCGAUGUUGAAUUUUUAAUAUUAAUAAUCCUUUACGUAUUUCAUAAGGCUUAGGAUAAAAAAAAUGAAAUUAAAU